AUGUUAUUUGAGGAAGCUGACGACUGGUUGAUUGCUACCAAGACUGAGCUGGAUACUGAUGGAAUAUCAAUCACUUGGGUUGUGUUCAAGAGGGAACUUCUGAGGAAAUACUUUCCUGAGGAUGUUCAGGGAAGGAAAGAGAUUGAGUUCAUGGAGCUGAAGCAAUGCAAUAUGACAGUUCCAAAAUAUGCUUCCAAGUUCGUUGAACUGGCCAAAUACUACACUCAUUACAACAAUGAUGAGGCUGGUGAAUUUUCAAAAUGCAUCAAAUUCGAGAAUGGCCUUCAUAAUGAAAUCAAGCAAGUGAGUAGUGAACUACCAGUAGUAUGUGACUAUCUAGAAGUUUUUCCAAAGGAUGUGAACGAGUUACCGCCGGAAAGAGAGAUAGAGUUUGCUAUUGAAUUGGUUCCGGGAACUAGUCCUGUGUCGAUGGCACCAUAUCGUGUAGAAAGUUUGCUCUUUUACAGCUUUCCUGCAAAAAGCGGUGUAAAAGAGCCUGUUGCAGAUUUUGAAAGGAGAAGACGACGACGUGUCGUCGAAUGA
Molecule: messenger RNA, 543 nt
Organism: Vicia villosa (hairy vetch)
Lineage: Eukaryota; Viridiplantae; Streptophyta; Magnoliopsida; Fabales; Fabaceae
Exons: 3
Coding region: 1-543 (180 amino acids)
Source: RefSeq, a predicted model, not a curated record